AUGGCAGCUGUGUUAUCCUCAGACUGGCAAAGCGGUAAAACACUGUCGGAAUGUUUUGGUCACGUCUUCGAAUCAAGUAUCGCAAGUGACGUCACUUUUAUUGUAGGCAUAGAUAAGGAAAGGAUCUCGGCCCACAAACUGGUUCUCUUUAGCAGGAGUCCGGUCUUCUACGCCAUGUUUGAGGGACCUUUGGCCGAACAAGGCGAAAUAACCAUCCCCGAUAUUUCUGAGGAGAUAUUUCGAAUGUUUCUAAGGUAUUUGUACACAGACACAAUGCAUCUUUCAGUGGAAACUGUUGUUCCAAUUUUAUAUGUCGCCAGAAAGUACUGUGUGGACAUACUUGUCUCUUGUUGUGAAGAAUUUCUGAAGAAAAAUUUAUCCGUCCAAAAUUCUUGUCAAUUGCUGGAGCUUGCCCAUGUGUUCGUAAUGGAUGACCUAAAAGCAGAGUGUCUUCAGUUGAUUGUUGAUUUGCCGACGGUUAUAUUUCAGUCCCAAUCAUUUCUUGACCUUGGAUCAAAUUGUUUGACAAUCAUCACAGAAUCUGAUGAUUUGUCCGCUGACGAAAUUGACGUAUACAAGGCGGUCAUUAGCUGGGCGAAAGCGGAAUGCGAACGGCAGAAACUAGAGAAAACACCAAGUAACCUCCAUCACGUUUUAGGUGCUAUCCUUUAUAACGUACGGUUUCCUGUGAUGGAUCACGAAUUCUUUCUGAAAGAAGUUUGCUAUGACAAAGUACUUCCUGCUGAGGAUGUUGUACAAGUCAUCAACUAUCAUCAUCACAAAGCAGGACAAGAGGAAAUUUCUAAUAGCAAAUUCAAUCACAACAACAGAAAAUAUUCGAGGCGGGAAAUACUUUGGCGUCGACGUGAUAGAUGA
Ylistrum balloti is the source of this 876-nucleotide messenger RNA. Its product is annotated as BTB/POZ domain-containing protein 6-like. Lineage: Eukaryota; Metazoa; Mollusca; Bivalvia; Pectinida; Pectinidae. Bases 1 to 876 code for a protein of 291 amino acids. The record is from RefSeq and is a predicted model, not a curated record. The transcript is spliced from 4 exons. Gene Ontology annotation, molecular function: protein binding.